GAGUAGGAUGGGCUAUGUUUACAGUGUCCUGCCUGAUAGCCAUCUACUACAACAUGAUUAUAGCCUGGUCGCUAUACUACCUGUUGGCCUCCUUCAACAGACAGUUGCCCUGGAGUUACUGUGGAGACUGGAGCUCUGAAUAUUGUUUGGUAAAUCCAGCGAUCAUGAACAACUGUACUCAGAAUAAUGGCACCUGGUACAACAAUACUUGCUUCCUGGCUGGUCAGACAGAUGACACUAUCCUCGGUCACAUCAAGGAGCUUGCUGCUUCCAGUCAUUUCAAAUACAAAUCUGCCAGUGAUGAUUACUUCUACAAAGCUGUCCUUGAUCUCUCUGAAGGGAUAAGUAGCAUUGGAGGAGUCAAGUGGGAACUGGCUCUCUGCUUGCUGUUGGCAUGGAUCCUUGUCUGCAGUUGUUUGAUCAAAGGGAUUAGAUCAUCUGGCAAAGCAGUCUACUUCACAGCAUUCUUCCCAUAUUUAGUUCUGACCAUUCUUCUGGUCAGAGGAGUAAGCCUGCCAGGAUCUGCUAAUGGCAUUGCUUAUUAUCUGACACCACAAUGGGAGCAGUUGCUUGAUGUUAGGGUGUGGAAAGAUGCUGCUGUGCAAACCUUCUUCUCACUGUCCCCUUGCUGGGGUGGGCUCAUCACUCUGGCCAGCUACAACAAGUUUCACAACAACUGCCUGUUUGAUGCUGUCCUUGUAUCCAUCCUGGACUGCCUGACAAGUGUGUUUGCUGGCUUUGUCAUCUUUUCAAUCAUUGGCUACAUGUCUCAUGAGCUACAGCAAUCGGUGGACACUGUUGCUACUGAUGGACCAGGCCUGGCAUUUGUCAUCUACCCAGCUGUGGUCACCAAGCUUCCAGUUUCCCAGUUGUGGUCAUUGCUGUUUUUUGCCAUGCUGGUUACAUUAGGUCUCGGCACCCAGAUUGCAACAGUGACGACAGUGCACACCACCAUCCUUGAUCAGUUUCCAGAAUUGUUUCGCUCAAGAAGGAACUCAUCUGCAUUACUUAUUUUUAUAAGCGUAGUUGGCUACGUUGUUGGGCUGUCAUUCUGCACCCAGGGUGGUAUGUAUGUGGUGCAGCUUUUUGAUAACUAUGCUGCAACAUAUUCCUUGUUGGCCAUUGGACUCAUUGAAUGUCUUGCCCUGUCAUGGGUUUAUGGCACAGACCGCAUGUUUGAUGACAUCAAGCUUAUGCUUGGCAAGUCUCCAAGUAAAAUCUGGGCCAUCAGUUGGAGAUUUGUAGCCCCGGCAGCCUUGAUGGCAAUCCUAAUUUUCACGUGGAUCGAUUUUGACCACACAAAGUGUGGAGACUACAUCUUCCCCGUCUGGGCUGAUGGUAUUGGCAUAAUGAUAACCCUGAGCUCGGUCAUGUUGAUACCCAUAGUAGCUGCCUGGAAAGUGGUCGCUGGACUGAGGAACUCUUCAAAUGGUGGGCUAGUGGAGGUUGUGAAGAAACUGACAAGACCAGCUGCCAACUGGGGACCCAGGCUGCCAGAACAUAGAAUGCUCAUGAAACAGGUGGCGACCUCUCCACACCAGGAGAGUUGUUAUUCUCACCAGCCCAUGAUGAUGAAUGACUGUGUAUGA
Messenger RNA from Candidula unifasciata, 1589 nucleotides. The record is from the annotation of a GenBank genome assembly. Lineage: Eukaryota; Metazoa; Mollusca; Gastropoda; Stylommatophora; Geomitridae.